AUGACGAUCUGGAUGUCGUGUUUGCCUCUUCCUCUAAGUGCGGAAAGGAUAAGACCAAGUCUGUCUCUUCCACCAUCUUCUUCCACUGUGACCCCCUGGUGAGGGAUGGGAUUCCUGAGUUCAGUCACGAGACUGCCGACUGCCAGUACCUGUUCUCGUGGUACACCUCAGCCGUGUGUCCUUUGGAGGUGGGCUUUGACAACGAGAGUCCUGGGGACAGCAGGCCGGCGCACAAGGGGCUCUCCGAGCGGAGCCAGGCGGUCGGGGCAGUCCUCAGCCUGCUGCUGGUGGCACUGACUGGCUGCCUGCUGACGCUGCUGCUCUACAAAAAGGAGAGGAGGGAAAUAAUGAUGAAUAAACUAACGAAUUGCUGUAGAAGAAGUUCAAACGUGUCCUACAAAUACUCAAAGGUGAACAAGGAAGAAGAGACAGAUGAGAAUGAAACUGAGUGGCUUAUGGAAGAGAUCCAGCUGCCUACCCCGAGACCGGGGAAGGAGGGCCAGGAGAACGGCCAUAUCACCACCAAGUCCGUGAAAACCGAGGCCCUUGGCUCUCUGCAUGGGGAUGACCAGGACAGCGAGGAUGAGGUUCUGACCAUCCCAGAGGUGAAAGUUCACUCGGGCAAGGGAGAAAGCUCCCACCCGGUGAGAAACACACCAAGGAAGGCCCUCCAGGAGCGGGAGGACGACAGGGCAGGGCUGGUCGGGGGUGAGAAGGUGAGAAAAGGGGGGAAGCCCAGGCCUGCACAGAAGACGGUGGCCUCCAGCCAGCUGGUGUCCUUCCAUGACGACAGCGACGAGGACCUCUUACACAUCUGAUGCCGCGGUGCCUGCCAGAGACCAUGGAGCCGCGGGACAGCCAAGCACCUCCAACCAAAUAAGACUUCCACUCGAUGCUUCUAUAAUUUUGCCUUUAACAAAAACUGUUUCAAAGGGAAGAGUUUUUGCAAUGGGGGAGAGGGUGAAGGAGGUCAGGCCCUGCUCCUUCAGGAUUGUUUACAGUCAUUGGAAGAAGGCACGGUCAUAUUGGCCACAGGGCGCUACCUCGUGCCCAGGGUUUUGCCCCAAGUUCUCAUAUAAACGCAUAAGGCCAGACGCAUCUCAGAACAGAGGGCUGUAUUUGAAAAAAACCCUUGCUGCUUUAGGCCCCAUAGGGUAUUUGAUCCCAUUAUAUUUUAGCAUUUUGAUUCUCUCCCCCUAUUUAUUGACUUUGACAAUUACUCAGGUUUGCGAAAAAGGAAAAAAGAAAACAGCUCAGUUUCUUCCUGCCUGCAGGGUUGUAACGCACCGGUUUAUCUGUUCUGAGAAGGGGAGACUGUCAGCGUGCAGACAGUUUCUUGUGGAAUUUGAAACUGGUCAUUAGUGUGUCCCCUGAGUUGGAGUACUCAUUCUGUCUCUCUUCUCUUUUGUUUUCUGUUUCUUAAAACACACGCACGCAGGGUCUCAAGUGCCCAGGUUCUGGAGGGUUCACUUGUCUAUGCCUCUAGCCAGGAAUGGCUGCAGCUUUUUGCAUGACAUCCUCCAUUCUAGGUGCACAAAGCACAUUCGUCAGUAUUUCUUUCGCCGGCUGGUGAAUUCAGACAGCCCACCCAAAGAUCGAUGCGUGUGUGUGGAUGAGUGGAGUUGAGGUGUCCGAGAAAAUCAGUUUUUUCCAGAUUUGGGGUAUAGGUCUCAUCUCUUCAGGUUCUCAUGAUACCACCUUAACUGUGCUUAUUUUUUUAAGAAAAAAAGUGUUUAUCCACCAUCCGACCUAUGAGAAGCCUUAAUUUGCACAGUGUGUGACUUUACAGAAAUUGCAUGAAAACGACGGGCCAGCACCUUGCCCUUUGCCUGGCACGUGGAUUCAUGCUGGAGGGAGGCUGAGGCAGCGACUCGGUCUGGCAGGAAGGGAGGGUGUGGCUGGUGCCGCCACCGGCGGCCAGCUCCUUCCCAGAUGCAUUUCGCGAACGACUUUUCUCGCAUUGUAGAAUUGUAUAUAGACUCAGUGGUAUUCAUAUACUGAAAAGCAAACUGUCCUGCAGAAUCCCUUGGUUUGGACCGGUUUGGCUGGCUUAUUUGAUUUCAACAUGAGUGUAUUUUUUAAAAUUGAUUUUUCUCUUCAUUUUUUUUUCCAAUCAACUUUACUGUAAUAUAAAGUAUUCAACAAUUUCAAUAAAAGAUAAAUUAUUAA
Messenger RNA from Carlito syrichta (Philippine tarsier), 2169 nucleotides. Its product is annotated as cation-independent mannose-6-phosphate receptor-like. The record is from RefSeq and is a predicted model, not a curated record. NCBI's taxonomy places the organism in Eukaryota, Metazoa, Chordata, Mammalia, Primates, Tarsiidae. Gene Ontology annotation, biological process: lysosomal transport. Gene Ontology annotation, molecular function: signaling receptor activity; D-mannose binding. The annotation marks the transcript as partial. The transcript is spliced from 4 exons.